Bombyx mori (domestic silkworm) is the source of this 934-nucleotide messenger RNA. Its product is annotated as EEF1A lysine methyltransferase 1. Gene Ontology annotation, biological process: methylation. Gene Ontology annotation, molecular function: protein-lysine N-methyltransferase activity; nucleic acid binding. The transcript is spliced from 5 exons. The record is from RefSeq and is a predicted model, not a curated record. Lineage: Eukaryota; Metazoa; Arthropoda; Insecta; Lepidoptera; Bombycidae. Bases 243 to 890 code for a protein of 215 amino acids.
GUACCUACCUACUCAAACAGCAAUAAAAAGUUAAAAUAGGCUUAUUAAAACCGUAUUUAAAGUUCUAAAACAAUAAAGUUAAUGAAAAGCUGUCAAAGCUCGUCUAUGUGUAUACAAUUUAUAAUUUAUAAUUGUAAUUUGGUCUAAAGUACAACAUAUGGGUUUAGAGGUGUGAAAAAGUCUUUCGGUGCACCAAAACAAGAUAUUUAAUCUAAGAAUCAAUUGCUACAUCUUUUUGUGCAAUGGAAGCAGAUGAAGACGUGCCCACAUUGUCAGCAGAGACAUUUGCUGCUUUACAGGAAUUCUAUGCUGAACAAAGUAAAAGACAAGAAAUCCUUGUAAAGCUAGAAGCGGAUAAAAAAUUAACUGAGAAUAUUUUGUUUGAUGAAAAUUGGCAACUGAGUCAGUUUUGGUAUGAUGAGAAAACGGUACACUCUCUGGUCAAAGUAAUUGAUAAAGUAUUAGACGACAGAGGUAAAGUGGCACUGAUUUCGUGCCCCACACUCUUUGUGCCCUUGAAAAGACAGAUCGGAGACAGAGGGACUGUCACCCUACUAGAAUACGACAGACGAUUUGAAGUUCACGGUCCUGACUACAUAUUCUACGAUUAUAACAAUCCUAAGGAGGUACCACCUGACGUACAUCACUCAUACGAUUUAGUAGUGGCCGACCCACCAUUCCUUUCUGAAGAAUGCAUAACAAAAACAUCGGAGACAAUCAAAUUGCUUUCGAAAGAUAAAAUAAUUUUAUGCACCGGUACCAUAAUGAAGGAUAUAGUAAAGGAAUUGCUAGAUUUAAAAUUAUGCGAAUUCCAACCUAAACACCGAAAUAAUUUAGCUAAUGAGUUCUCGUGUUAUGCUAACUUUGAUUUGGACAGUGUCUUGAGUUGAUGUUUUGUAGAAGUUGUAUGAAUAAAUUUUUAUUUUUAUUUUCA